Molecule: messenger RNA, 1092 nt
Organism: Zasmidium cellare ATCC 36951
Lineage: Eukaryota; Fungi; Ascomycota; Dothideomycetes; Mycosphaerellales; Mycosphaerellaceae
Exons: 3
Coding region: 1-1092 (363 amino acids)
Biological process (GO): antimonite transmembrane transport; arsenite transport
Cellular component (GO): plasma membrane
Molecular function (GO): arsenite transmembrane transporter activity; antimonite transmembrane transporter activity; antiporter activity
Source: RefSeq, a predicted model, not a curated record
AUGGGAGAUACAGAAAAGCAAGAAGUGGAUGGAGGACAGUGUCGAGCUGAGAAUGUUUCCACAUUGAAAAGUCUCGCCUGGCUGGAUCGCUUCCUGGCGCUCUGGAUCCUCCUUGCGAUCAUCAUUGGCAUAUUGCUCGGCAACUUUGUCCCCAGCACUGGGCCGGCGCUACAGAAGGGCAAGUUUGUGGGUGUUUCGAUCCCAAUAGCUAUUGGACUGCUCGUCAUGAUGUAUCCGAUCCUUUGCAAAGUGCAGUACGAGACGCUGCACUAUGUCUUUCGCCAGAAGCAGUUAUGGAUCCAGAUUGGGUUCAGCAUCAUAGUCAAUUGGAUUGUUGCUCCACUUCUGAUGCUUGCUCUCGCAUGGGCUUUCCUCCCUGACGAGGAAGGUCUUCGUGAAGGUCUUAUCCUCGUGGGGCUUGCCCGCUGCAUCGCCAUGGUGUUGAUCUGGACCGGUAUCGCGGGCGGAGACAAUCAGUACUGCGCAAUCCUCGUCGCCAUCAACUCCAUCCUGCAAAUGGUGCUUUACGCGCCGCUGGCCAUCCUUUUCAUCAACAUCAUAAGUGGCUCAACCUCGACAAUAACAGUCUCCUACUCCACGGUUGCUGUGAGCGUAGCAGCGUUCCUCGGCAUCCCUCUCGGGGCGGCUAUCCUCACCAGAUUUUCCGUGCGUUACAUUGCUACCCCUGAAUGGUACGACAAGACGUUCCUCAGGUGGAUAGCGCCCUGGUCACUGAUCGGCCUCCUCUACACCAUUGUCGUGCUCUUCGCCAGCCAGGGACAUCGGGUCGUGCACCAGAUCGUGGCCGUAUUAAGGGUCGCCGCACCGCUCAUUGUGUACUUCGUGGCAAUUUUCGGCGCCACACUAUGGAUAUGUCACAAACUGGGCUUCAGCUACAAGCUUUCUGCCACUCAAAGCUUUACUGCAGCAAGCAACAACUUCGAGCUGGCGAUUGCCGUAGCCGUGGCGACGUACGGACCCGACAGCGACCAGGCUCUGGCCUCCACAGUUGGGCCAUUGAUCGAAGUUCCAGUCCUGUUGAGUUUGGUGUAUGCGGUACGUUGGUUUGCGAACCGACGAAAUUGGAAAUAG